UUUUGGACGUGUCCUGCCAUCGUGUACACUGGAACUCUGCUUCGAAGCUCACAACGAUGCCAAUGACCGAAGAUGAGUACAAAUACAGUUUAUGUGAACUGGUCCAUCAGAAGCCCUUACUUUGGGAUCCACAAAACACAGACUACAAAAAUAAAGAUCAGAGGGCACAAGUCUGGAAGGAGAUAGACAAAAUGUUGCUGCCUUUCAAAAAAGGUGUUUGCGCAAAAGACGUCUGGGAAAAGCUCAAUAAAGCCUACAACAGCGCAAACAACCGCCGCAAGACCAGAGUAUCUGGCAUUGGAACAUGUGACAUUUCGAGGUGGAAGUUUGGAAAGGCAAUGGACUUCGUGUCCAAGGUGAAAACAAAGCGAAUUACCACAUGCAAUGUUGAUAGUGGUGAGAUCUAUGAUGAUCAGCUUUCGACAGAUAGCGACGAAGGAUCAAUUCUCAAAGAAGCAGUGAAGGAAGCUGGGAUAUUCAACCAGCAAGAGAGCGACAAUGGUGGUGAUGAUUUUGCCAUUAGCGAAUCGACCCAGAAGAAGCCAAAGGAAGUUAUAACAAGUUUACCGAAAUCAAAGUAUGCAGUCAAGAAUCAAAAGAGAAAGGCCUCUCAAGAAAAGGAUGAAUAUGACUAUGGUUUGGAAAAAGCUAUUCAAAAGAGAAUCGAGGAAAAUAAGGAAUCGGUGCGACUGAAAUUUUUUAAUUCAAUUAUGCCGAAAGUGGAUUCAAUGAAUGAUGAUACCUUUCUUGACUUUCAAAUAGAUGUGCUUAACCUACUGAAGAGUAAAUCAAUAGCCAGAGAUUCUGGACCAAAUAUUGAUACCACCUCUCAAUCAGCCGAGACAUGGCCAAUUAGUGGUGCACCAAGUGCUUCCCAGGGAUUACAACCGCUCCGUACAUCUGCGGCAGCAGGAAAUGCAUUCUCUUCUUCAUACCCCUCUCCCAUCUCGCAUCCAUAUUUCCAGUUACCAAAGUUUUCAUAAUAUAUUGAAAUAUUUGUAAUUGGAAAUUUGAUGGAAUGAAUAAAUCAAAUUUGUCAAAA
Lineus longissimus is the source of this 1042-nucleotide messenger RNA. RefSeq lists its product as uncharacterized. Bases 57 to 983 code for a protein of 308 amino acids. The record is from RefSeq and is a predicted model, not a curated record. The transcript has 3 exons. Lineage: Eukaryota; Metazoa; Nemertea; Pilidiophora; Heteronemertea; Lineidae.